AUGGCUACGCUAGAGGACAAAAUUUUGGGUGAAAAAUUACAGAUUUACUGUAGUAGUAGUGAAGAUGAAGGUGCAUCAGACGACGAAAAAAGUGGAGACGAGGAAGGAAAUGUGCCACAGUCUCAAUCAUUGCCGAGUGCUGAGCCACCUCCCAUUAACAGUUGGACUGGUCAGGCUAGUAAUACUGGUCCAAAAGGUGUUUUAGAGGAUUGGCGACGAUUUAAGCAACUUGAGGCAGAAAAUCGUGCCGAAUUAGCCAAAGAACGUAUUGCUCUAGCAAAAAAGCUCACUCUUACUGUUAAACCAGAACGUGAAGUGGCGCAGGAAAAACAAAAAGAGGAACUAGAAGAUGAAUUGUCUGAACUAAUGGACGAAGAGUUUUUAUUGCAAUAUCAAAAACAGCGAAUGGAGGAACUGAUGACACAGUUACAAAAAGUGCCAAAGUUCGGCAAACUGAUAACUCUGAGCAACCAGGAAGAGUUCCUGAAUGCCAUAGAUAAAGAAGACACAAAGGUAACAAUCAUUAUACAUAUUUACAACAGUAGUACCAGAGCCUGUGAGACUAUGGAUGGCUGCUUGAAUGUCCUAGCUUCGGACUACCCCACAAUAAAGUUCUGUCGUAUGGCAGCAGAUAUGGCAGGCUUAAGCCGACAUUUCCGUGUUGAUGGAGUGCCUGCUUUAUUAGUUUACAAAGGAGGUCAGAUUAUUGGCAACUUUGUGCAGUUAGCAACUGAACUUGGUAAUGACUUCUUUGCUACUGACGUUGAACGUUUUCUUAUAGAAUAUGGAAUGCUACCUGAAAAGUAG
Messenger RNA from Arctia plantaginis, 807 nucleotides. Lineage: Eukaryota; Metazoa; Arthropoda; Insecta; Lepidoptera; Erebidae. The record is from the annotation of a GenBank genome assembly.